AUGUCGGUCUCAACACCAAGGACGUCAUCUUCGACUGCCGAAUUGACAGGCACUGCGAAGCUUGAGGACCUGACAAAGAUCAUGGCAAAUCUCAAACAAGAUCUCACGGAUAUCCACCUCCUUCCACAUCAGAGGGAUGCUUUUCUGGAGCAAGUGAAGGUUUAUGGGAGGGACCCUACCAACGCGGAUCCAAUCUUCACAAAAGAGGGUCUAGAAACUUUGGCUCGACAUGCCUUCAAUAGCGCAUCUCAAAAUACGGCCCUUAAUGCCUCACGAUGCCUGGCAAAUGCGAUGCUGUUACGGCCCGAGACUAGACAGAUGAUUGUCGAUCAGGGUUAUAUUCCGAAAGCUUGUACGAAAUUGAAAAUCGACAACAGAGAUAACGAGUUCGUGGUCUCGAGAAUUAUAUUCCUCGCCACAUAUGCGCCAGAGCUCGACAUUGCGAGGUUAAUAGACGAUGAGAAGUUGGCGGACAACAUGUGUCUGAACAUGAAUCGGCAUGCAAAAAGAUACUCGGCUUUGAAAUCAGGCAAGCCACAGGAUCCGAUGGCUGACAUGGCUUUGACCGAAACGCUUAAACUACUCUUCAACAUCACAAGCAAAUGUCCCGAGAAAGUCGACAAGUUCUCUCCGGCUCUGCACCAUGUCUUGACGGUUCUAAGCAAAAUGCCCAUAUCAUCUUCUGCACCUCUUGAAAAUCUAGUGGCGACGGUUCUAAAUGCACUGGUCAACUUGGAUUUUGACGGGAAGAAUACCACGAUAGUCUUCCCGAAGAGUAACCCCGCGAUUUACACUGAUUGCUUUAUUGAGAUUCUAGACAAGGCGACCAACGCAUACAAGGACGAUGAAUUGGAGUCACUUGUCUCUCCUUUGAUUGUGGUGUUACAGAAGACGUACGAGGUCGCUCCAGUUGAGAUCAAGUCACAAUUCAGAAAGUCGAUGUUGCCGUCGACGACAGAUAGGGAACAGCCGCUGGGUAGAGGCCAAACACUUCCAUCGAGACUAUUGAGCUUGUCGACAAAUCCCGCCACUCCUACGCUGCGAACUACGGUAUCGGCAUUGCUGUUUGAGAUGAGUGACAGAGAUGCAAAAAAGUUCGUUCAGAAUGUUGGUUACGGUUUCGCUUCGGGUUUCCUCUUCCAACAUGGCGUUACGGUUCCCGAGAAUGCGUUGGAAGCGUGGAGUAAUGAAGACGAUACGCCGUCGGCGGUGGCGACCACCGAAAGACCAAUUAAUCCAGUCACGGGACAGUUCUUGGACAGGGAGGAACACGUCGAGAUUGAUAUGACUGACGAAGAAAAGGAACGCGAGGCGGAAAGGCUAUUUGUUCUUUUUGAGAGGCUGAGGGCUACUGGGGUUGUCGAUGUUCAAAAUCCAGUCACCCAGGCUCGUCAAGAGGGACGCUUUGAGGAGUUGCCUGAUGAUUCGGAUUAA
Glarea lozoyensis ATCC 20868 is the source of this 1434-nucleotide messenger RNA. Its product is annotated as ARM repeat-containing protein. Bases 1 to 1434 code for a protein of 477 amino acids. The transcript has 5 exons. Gene Ontology annotation, molecular function: guanyl-nucleotide exchange factor activity; G-protein alpha-subunit binding. The record is from RefSeq and is a predicted model, not a curated record. NCBI's taxonomy places the organism in Eukaryota, Fungi, Ascomycota, Leotiomycetes, Helotiales, Helotiaceae. Gene Ontology annotation, cellular component: cytoplasm. Gene Ontology annotation, biological process: G protein-coupled receptor signaling pathway.